Messenger RNA from Frankliniella occidentalis (western flower thrips), 2067 nucleotides. It is a transcript of the gene TTLL15, whose product is annotated as probable tubulin polyglutamylase ttll-15. Bases 89 to 1693 code for a protein of 534 amino acids. Gene Ontology annotation, biological process: protein modification process. The record is from RefSeq and is a predicted model, not a curated record. The transcript is spliced from 8 exons. Lineage: Eukaryota; Metazoa; Arthropoda; Insecta; Thysanoptera; Thripidae.
GCACCUAGCCAAGACACAUUCGCCAACCUCCUCACAUUCGGCACACAAAGAACGCUGCAGCACACAGACCACGCAGGGCUCCACGCGAAUGCUGCUGGCAGCGCAGAGCGGAGAGGGAGGCAGCGUUGUGGGCGCAACCCUUCGCUCGCCUUCGUCGCUGCGGUGGCCCUGGCCUAGGGCGAGCCGCUCAGCCGAUAGGUUUUUUGACCACAAACUUAAAAUGAGAGGUCUAUCACGGACUACCAAGCUGCUCAUAAUUGUUGUUGUUGUAGCAUGCUCAGCCCUUAUAUUGCUGAACAUGUUUGAGUUAAAUAAUAUAAAGGAAACAACUAAACCAGCGCAGUCAAUAAAACCUAAAGUAUUGAAUCAACCAAAGUAUGUUGUUUACACAAAAGAUGGAAAGACAGGGCAUCUGAAACAUGUUUAUAAUGUUAUGAGGAGGCUUGGGUACGAAGAAGCACAGAUAGAAGAAAACUGGGAUGUGCUUUGGUCCCAUCCUUACCCAUUUACGAUUUUACCAGCUCUAAAACAUCUUCAGCCUCACCAAAAGGUCAAUCAUUUUCCUGGAUCUGGCUUCAUAACAAAUAAAGCAAACCUGGCUACCAUGGACAUCCCAUACGUACCUAAAGCAUUUCGCUUGCCCAAGGACAAGCAACUCCUAUUUGAACAUGUUAAAAGAAAUCCUAAGAAAGUAUUUGUACAAAAAUCCAACCACCAUAGAGGAAUUCAAAUAUCAAAUGUUAAUGAACUAGACCUUUCAGCAAAUGGAACAUUUGUCCAGGAAUACGUUGAUAGACCACUACUUGUGGAUGGCUAUAAAUUUGAUAUAGGAGUUUACACCAUCCUCACCUCAGUUGAUCCAUUACGUGUUUAUAUUUACAAUGGAGAUGUUCUUUUCAGGUUUUGUCCAGAAAAAUACCAUCCAUUUGAUCCAAAAGUAGUUGACAAAUAUGUAAUUGGAGAUGAUUAUUUGCCUACAUGGAAAGUCCCUUCCUUGAAAAAAUAUUUCACAGAUGGAGGAUUUUCUAUGAAGGAGAGCUUUGAUGCUUACAUGAGAGAAAUUGGUAAAGAACCAGAAAAGGUGUGGAAAGCAGUAAAAUCAGCAAUUCAAGAAGUGUAUUUGAGAACUGAAAUGUCCAUACUGAAUCUUUUAAGUCAGUAUAAAACCAAACGCACUUUCUAUGAAAUGGUUCGAUUUGAUUUUGUGAUAGAUGAAGAUCUCAAUGUGUUUAUUAUGGAGGCAAAUAUGUCACCAAAUCUGUCAUCCCAGCAUUUCCCACCAAAUUCAAUUUUAUAUGAGCAGGUUCUAUACAGCCUGUUAAGUCUUGUAGGUGUGGGUCAGAAUGUUCAUAAACAAUCACUUUUAAGGACAAAAGAGGAUAUCAUUAUGCAAGUAAACUCGAAACAAACUGGUGUCUACCCGGAAAUAUGUGGAACAAGAUGUGAAACAUGUAUGGCUCCUGAAUGCCAAAUUUGCCAAAGAUGUCUAACGGCUGACAUGAAACAUACUCUUGAGAGUGCAUACUUGGAACAUAUUAACAGGCAUGAAUGCCGGCGAGUGUUUCCACCCCCAAUGGUAAGUGUGUUAAAACAAUACUCUGUCAAACAAGAAUGCUCGAUCAUAAUCAUAAACAUUUGUACUUACACAGACUCAGAAAGAGGCAGCACAGAACUACGUUUUGGAUUCUUAUAGCCCAGAAAAUCAAAUGAUGUACCGUUGGUUCAAAGGGAAAUGCUUACAAGAUAUAUCAUGGUGUGAAUGAGCAAGGCCUCACGCCAGUUAACUGUGGUUCCUAAUUGUUAUUUUUUUUUUAUAAAGAAACCUACUCCCAACCUGUAGCACAUCAAUGUUUUCCUUUACAUUGUCUUUAGCCGAAUCGAAUAAAGCUCCAACAAAAGGAAUGCAGGUAAUAAUUAGGUACGUUAGUAUGUAUUUACAUUACUGAGCACCGUAUAUGGAAUACCAUAUACUUUCCUGCCAUUGACUGAUUUAGUAUAGACAGAUUUUCGUGUCUAUGUAUGUGCCAAAAAAACAGUAGAAUCCAAUAAAAUUGUUGAUUUAAUAAA